This is a messenger RNA of Drosophila ananassae, 692 nucleotides long. RefSeq names its product larval cuticle protein 65Ag1. Gene Ontology annotation, cellular component: chitin-based extracellular matrix. The record is from RefSeq and is a predicted model, not a curated record. The transcript has 2 exons. The coding region runs from base 80 to 397 and encodes 105 amino acids. Lineage: Eukaryota; Metazoa; Arthropoda; Insecta; Diptera; Drosophilidae. Gene Ontology annotation, molecular function: structural constituent of chitin-based larval cuticle.
UCGGACUAUAAAUAAUCCAAAGCCCGGCCAAGGUGGUAUAGUAAUCAUUGACAGCUUCAACGAUCUACACGCCUUCAACAUGAAAUUCGCCAUCGUCCUGUUCGCCCUCUUCGCCCUGGCCGUGGCCGCCCCCGCUGGUCCGGAAGUUACGAUCCUGCGGUCGGAGUCUGACGUCGGACCCGAGAGCUUCAAAUACGGCUGGGAGACCAGCGAUGGUCAGUCCGCUCAGGCUGACGGACACCUGAACAACGUUGGAACCGAGAACGAGUCCCUCGCCGUCCGUGGCUCUUUCUCCUUCGUGGCUGAUGAUGGUCAGACCUACACCGUGAACUACGUCGCCGAUGAGAACGGAUUCCAGCCCCAGGGUGCCCAUCUGCCAGUUGCCCCCGAGGCCUAAGUUUUUAGAUUAUUAAUAAAUUGUUUAUAAAAAAAAUCGUUACCUUUUUCGCUUUAAAAUUGAAUGGGUUCUAAGUAAUGCAUUGUUUGGAAAGAAUUCCUAAUUUUUAAGUAAUAGUUUCAACCACAUCUCAAUCCAUCUGGAAAAGAAACCAGAUUAAAGAUGGAAGAAAUACUUAAAAAAAACAAGAAAGUAAAACUAACUUAUUGAGAAAACGAGGAUUAUAUACCCUUUCACUAAAAUAUAGGUUUUUAUUUAAAGAUGUGUAUAACAAAUAUCGGAUACAGUUGGCGGC